Columba livia (rock pigeon) is the source of this 2291-nucleotide messenger RNA. RefSeq names its product ubiquitin conjugating enzyme E2 D3 (gene UBE2D3). The record is from RefSeq and is a predicted model, not a curated record. Gene Ontology annotation, biological process: protein polyubiquitination. The transcript has 7 exons. NCBI's taxonomy places the organism in Eukaryota, Metazoa, Chordata, Aves, Columbiformes, Columbidae. Gene Ontology annotation, molecular function: ubiquitin conjugating enzyme activity. Bases 557 to 1000 code for a protein of 147 amino acids. Gene Ontology annotation, cellular component: nucleus.
AGGUGCCCGCGGGCAGCCCCGGAACGUUCCUUCCCCCGGCCCCUCCCGCCGGCGCGGCACCGGCGCCUAUCUCUCACGAGACCAUCCCGCGCCUUCAGCGGUGUCGGGCUGCAGCGCGCGCGGCCGGCGCUCGCCCCGUUUCCCACCCGCCCCGCGCCGGGGGGUUUUGCUGGCGGCGCGUCUGCCCCGCCCCGCCCUGCCCUGUCCUUCCCUUCCCUUCCCGCCGGCUCCGCCUCCCGCGGCGUCUGGGCUCACUCGUCCUGUCUCCCGGGCGGGCGGCGCCUCUCGGCUUUCCCCCGCACCCCCUUCCUCCUCCCGGCGGUGACGGGAGCGGCGCGGCGGGCGGAGCGCUCCCCGGCUGGCUGCCCGCACGACUCUGCGCGGGCGCCCCCCUCGGCUGUUUCCGGAGGAAGGAGAAGCGCAGUUGCCCCCUCCCCCUCUCCGCCUUCCUCCCCCUCCUCCUCGCUUGCUCCCUCCCUCCCGGCCCCCCCUCGGAGCGGAGCGCGGAGUCACCGCGGCGCACAGACGGGCCCGGCGGCGGCGGCACUCGCACACAAUGGCGCUCAAACGCAUCAACAAGGAACUUAGUGACUUAGCCCGUGACCCUCCAGCACAGUGUUCAGCAGGUCCCGUUGGAGAUGACAUGUUUCAUUGGCAAGCCACAAUUAUGGGACCUAAUGACAGUCCAUAUCAGGGUGGUGUAUUCUUCUUGACAAUUCACUUUCCUACAGACUACCCUUUCAAACCACCUAAGGUUGCAUUUACAACAAGAAUCUAUCAUCCAAAUAUUAACAGUAAUGGCAGCAUUUGUCUUGAUAUUCUAAGAUCACAGUGGUCUCCUGCUUUAACUAUUUCUAAAGUUCUCUUAUCCAUUUGUUCACUGUUAUGUGAUCCAAAUCCAGAUGACCCACUAGUGCCAGAGAUUGCACGUAUCUAUAAAACAGACAGAGACAAGUACAACAGAAUAUCUCGGGAAUGGACUCAGAAGUAUGCCAUGUGAUGCUACCUUAAAGUCAGAAUAACCUGCAUUAUAGCUGGAAUAAACUUUAAAUUACUGUUCCUUUUUUGAUUUUCUUAUCCGGCUGCUCCCCUCUCAGACCUCAUCUUUUUUAUUUUUUUGUUUACCUCCUUCCAUUCAUGCACAUGCUCAUCUGAGAAGACUUUAGUUCUUCCAGCUUUGGACAAUAACUGCUUUUAGAAUCUGUAAAGUAGUUACACAAGAACAAUUGCCCAAGAUUCAGAAUUUUUUUUUAAUGGAGCAUGUGUAUUAUGUGGCCAAUGUCUUCAUUCUAACUUGGUUAUGAGACUAAAAACAAACAUUCCUCACUGCUCUAACAGAUACUGAAGAUGUCACCUGAAGGGGGGAGGGGAGAUGGAUGUUCAAUUUUCUCCCAUCAAAGAAGUAACAUUGCUGUAGCAACAUCCAUCUUGUUUCAAAACCUUCCAGUGUUAGAGAACUGAGGUUUUAUUAUACACUUUUGCUCAUAACUGAUGUGUCUGGAGAAUUGGUACUGAAUCUAUAGCAUCAACAGAACAGAAAAUGUGAUGUAUCUUAUGCAUGUCAAUAAAGGAAUGACCAGUUCUUGUUUUACAGAGAAUGGAAAUUGGAAGUCAAACAUCCCUUGUACUCCAAAAUAGGGUCUAAGAACAUUUUUGUAAUUCAUUUAAAUUUUGUUAGGAGGCUUGGAGCUAUUAGUUAAUCUGUCUUCCAAAACACUGUUUAAUAUAGCACUGAAUAAAUGAUGCAAGUUGUCAGUGGAUGAGUGAUCAACUAAUAGCUCUACUAGUAAUUGAUUUAUUUUCUUCAAUAAAGUUGCAUAAACCAAUGAGUUAGCUGCCUGGAUUAAUCAAUAUGGGAAACAAAAUCUUUUGUAAAAGCAAAGCUGGUUUUUGUAUAUACUGUUGGGAUUUGCCUCAUUGUUUAACAUCAAAUAAUGAUGUAAAGUUCAAUAGAGUGGAUCUUUUGCCAUUUUCAGUUAUAAUGCUCAGUCUGUUGCAGGUUGACACAUUGUUCGGCCUGAUGUAUGCAGAAUUAAUAAGCUAACAUAGUAGUGUAGCCGUAGUCGGGUGCUACACGUGGUGCUGGGAGCCCAGCGUUCAAGGAUGGACUUGGGACCCAGCAGAUCUGAAGUGGUGUGUCACGGAGACCCUUCCUGAUGCACCCCUGUUUGCUGACUGAGAACCUUUUUCUUCACCUUGUACACUUGACAGCUGAAAGAUCUUAAUGUGAUAGUAAUGAUGAGGCAAAAAAAAAUAUAAAAUAAAGUACUGUUUUGAUGUGGGAAUUGUCA